UCGACAACAGUUUGCCAGACACCUUCAUAUGAGGUGUAGUAAAUACAGACAAUUCGAAUAAAAGAAUUUAUAUUAACGGUCAUUAAAUAGUUCUAAGUUUAGUUUAAAUCGUCUGUUCAUUCGGGAAACAUUAAAAAAAUGUCUGUGGUGGAUACGGUACAAGAAACUGUAGCACAAGUUGCACAAACAUCUUCGGGAUUUAAUCCUUUGUGGACUGUAUUGCUGGGUAUUGUGGCCAUAGUGGUACUAUUUGAAGUAUGGAUUAAAAAUACAAGAGAAUAUAAAUUAUCUGAGAAUAUACCAUGCCCACCCAGAGUACCAAUUUUGGGCAAUGCUCAUUUGGUGGCAGGAUUAACAAAUGCUGAAAUCAUGGAUCGUGCUCGCUCAUAUAUCAAAGACUAUGGUAAUACCUUACGCGGCUGGUUGGGUCCCAUUUUGGUUGUGUUCCUCUCCGAUCCAUCUGAUAUUGAAAUCAUUUUGAGCGGUCAACAUCAUUUGCAAAAGUCAGAAGAAUACCGUUUCUUCAAACCCUGGUUCGGUGAUGGUCUUCUCAUUUCCAAUGGUCACCACUGGCGUCAUCAUCGUAAAAUGAUUGCUCCCACUUUCCAUCAAAGUAUUUUGAAGAGUUUUAUACCCACAUUCGUACAACACUCCAAGAAGGUUGUCUCGCGCAUGACCAAAGAAGUGGGCAAGGAAUUUGAUGUGCACGACUACAUGUCCCAAACUACAGUGGAGAUUUUGCUGUCAACCGCUAUGGGUGUCAAGCAUAUACCAGAAGAUAACAAGAGUUUGGAAUAUGCCAAGGCUGUGGUGGAUAUGUGUGAUAUUAUCCAUAAGAGACAAAUGAAAUUCUUCUAUCGUCUCGACUCCACUUACAAUCUAACACCCAUGCGCAAGAAGGGUGACAAGAUGAUGAAUAUUAUUUUGGGCAUGACCCGCAAGGUGGUCAAUGAUCGCAUGAAGGAUUUCAAUGCCGAUGCUAGAGCCAUUGUGGAGGAGGAAGAUGAAGUAACCAAGCAAAAGCUACAAGCUAAGAAAGAGGGUUUACGUGAUGAUUUGGAUGAUAUUGAUGAAAAUGAUGUUGGUUCUAAACGUCGUUUGGCCUUGUUGGAUGCCAUGAUGGAAAUGUCUAAGAAUCCUGAUGUAGACUGGACCGAUAAAGAUGUCAUGGAUGAAGUUAACACUAUUAUGUUUGAGGGUCACGACACCACCUCUGCCGGCUCCAGUUUCGUCCUCUGCAUGUUAGGCAUUCACAAGGAUAUCCAGGAGAAAGUCUGGGCUGAACAAAAGGCCAUUUUCGGUGAUAAUAUGUCACGUGAUUGUACUUUUGCCGAUACCAUGGAAAUGAAAUACUUGGAACGUGUUAUUAUGGAAACAUUGAGAAUGUAUCCACCAGUACCCUUGAUUGCCCGCCGUGUUGAUCACGAUGUCAAACUAGCUUCUGGUCCUUACACCAUUCCUAAGGGAGCCUCCGUUGUCGUAUUGCAAUUUGCUGUACAUCGCAAUGCCGACAUCUAUCCCAACCCAGACAAGUUCGAUCCCGACAACUUCUUGCCCGAACGUAUGGCCAAGAGACAUUUCUACAGUUUCAUACCCUUCAGUGCUGGUCCCAGAAGUUGUGUGGGUCGUAAAUACGCCAUGUUGAAAUUGAAGGUAUUACUUUCCACCAUUAUACGUAACUUUAAGUUGGACUCUAAGAUGAAGGAGGAAGAUUUCAAAUUACAAGGUGAUAUUAUCUUGAAAUUGGAGAAUGGCUUUAAUGUAAUGUUGGAACCCAGAACACACAAAGCAACCAAGGCUUAAGAUGUACACAAUUCUAUUAGAUAUAAAGGACUUUGAACUACAGAUUGAUUAGUCAGUAAGAUGCUAAGAUAAAUCUAACAUAUUGGACAUUUUUAUAAAAAGGGCAGCAAAUUUACUAACCCAACUCAGACUAACACAUUUUCAAAAUUAUAAUAAUGAACCCUGAAAAUAAUUAAAAAAAAUAAAAAAAAAAAUUAUUAACAAUAUAGCUUUAAUAACUAUUUUUAUAACUGCAUGCACAGUAAAUAAAACUGUAAAAACUAUUAUAAA
Calliphora vicina (urban bluebottle blowfly) is the source of this 2073-nucleotide messenger RNA. Its product is annotated as cytochrome P450 4g1-like. The transcript is spliced from 4 exons. The record is from RefSeq and is a predicted model, not a curated record. Gene Ontology annotation, molecular function: iron ion binding; monooxygenase activity; heme binding. The coding region runs from base 139 to 1803 and encodes 554 amino acids. Lineage: Eukaryota; Metazoa; Arthropoda; Insecta; Diptera; Calliphoridae.